Molecule: messenger RNA, 2900 nt
Organism: Stegastes partitus (bicolor damselfish)
Lineage: Eukaryota; Metazoa; Chordata; Actinopteri; Pomacentridae
Gene: rap1gap2a
Product: RAP1 GTPase activating protein 2a
Exons: 23
Coding region: 553-2772 (739 amino acids)
Biological process (GO): regulation of small GTPase mediated signal transduction
Cellular component (GO): cytoplasm; plasma membrane
Molecular function (GO): GTPase activator activity
Source: RefSeq, a predicted model, not a curated record
GAGGUGGAAGGUGCUGUAGAGGUAGCAGACCGAGAGAUGCAGCGCCACACUGAGCGUGUCCGCAGGGCUGCAACUCUCUGCUGUCUCAGGGGCCAGGAUGCAUUGUGGAGCUGUGCUGCAGCGAGUCGCUGCAAGAGCAGGCAGUGCAGAUAGGAGUUCACCUUGAGCCGGAUCCAGCAGUGCCACUCUGGACCUCUGGGAUUACAGCAAGCACUCACCGAUCCUACCAGCAAGAGCAACUGAUAUUUCUCAGCUUUGACAACCUGCCAAAACUAACUUUUGGAUUACUGGUUCACACCAGAAGCUCUGACUGAACAGGCUGACUACCAGCGAAGAAGCCUGAAUUCAAACAGGUUCUCAUUUUGGCAGAGACUUGCCAGCUGUCUCCAAACCUGACAGCAUCCUUCUCUAAGACUGGGACGUCCACCGUUCACACUGGAACCCCGCAAAGCCACAACCAAGCAGGUCCUGCAGCCCAGGAGUCCUGGAGCUGGCCUGACCUUGGACCGGCUGUCACCUGAACCCCUCCUGGCUCCAGCAGAAACAUCCAGCAUGUCUCAGACCGGGGGACGGUUCCACAACAAAAAGGCCGGCAUUCGGGCCGCCGUCAUCCUAAUUGGACUCCUGCACAAGUCUCGCAAGGCCAAGGAGAAGGAGAGGGAGAAGGAGGAGAGCGAAGGGAAACAGGAGCUGCUGAACAUCUCCAACGUUCCUCUGGGAGAAUGUCCGCCCUCGCCGCCCCGCACCGCCCCCCCCAGCAUGAAGUCUGCAGAGUUCUUCGACAUGCUGGAGAGGAUGCAGGUCCCGAAAGCUGAAGAGACCAAAAAGUGGAAGGACGACUACAUCCCCUAUCCACGGAUAGAAGAUGUCCUGGAGAAGGGUGGCCCGUACCCCCAGGUGAUCCUGCCUCAGUUUGGGGGUUACUGGAUUGAGGAUGUGGAGGCCCCAGCAGGAACCCCAUCCUCAUCAGAGUCCAGUUUCUGUGAGGAGGAGGAUGGAGGAGAGGGCAUGAGCCCUGGUGGGGGGCACAGCUAUCGCCUGGAGUGCAACAGCACGGCCCGAGCCUACCGCAAACACUUCCUCGGCAAGGAGCACAUGAACUACUACUGCACUGGCAGCAGCAUAGGCAACCUCAUCAUGUCCCUGAAACACGAGGAGGCUGAGGGACAGGAGUUCUUGCGCAUCAUGCUCAGGUCGAGGACCAAAACCGUUCACGACAGGAUCUCUUUAGCCGGCAUCAGCCAGCUGCCCAGCGUGCCUCAGAUCGCCAAGCUGUUGUGUGAUGAUGCCACAGGGCUGAAGUUCAACCCGGUCCUGUAUCCUCGGGGAUCUCAGUUGAUAGUGGCCUAUGACGAACACGAGGUCAACAACACGUUCAAAUUUGGCGUCAUCUACCAGAAGUUUGGACAGACGUCAGAGGAAGAGUUAUUUGGGAACAACGAGGAGACGCCUGCUUUCAAGGAGUUUCUCAGUAUCUUAGGAGACAACAUCGACCUCCAGGAUUUUAAAGGGUUCCGCGGAGGGCUGGACGUGUCCCAUGGACAGACCGGCUCUGAAUCCGUCUACACCGUCUUCAGGCAGAGAGAGAUUAUGUUCCAUGUGUCAACUAAGCUUCCCUUCACUGAGGGCGACUUUCAGCAGCUCCAAAGGAAGAGGCACAUAGGAAACGAUAUUGUGGCUGCAGUGUUCCAGGAAGAGGCCACGCCGUUUGUUCCUGACAUGAUCGCCUCCAACUUUCUGCAUGCCUAUGUGCUGGUGCAGGCGGAGAACCCGUGUACGGAGCACACCACAUACAAGGUUUCUGUUACAGCCAGAGAAGACGUGCCUCCUUUUGGACCCGCUCUGCCCAACCCAGCGGUCUUCAAGAAGGGGCCUGAGUUCCGAGACUUCCUGCUGACAAAGCUGAUCAAUGCUGAAAACGCCUGCUACAAAUCUGACAAAUUCGCCAAACUAGAGGGACGAACACGAGCCGCGCUGCUCGACAACCUCCUCGACGAGCUGCACCGGCAGAGCCAGGCCACGCUGGGCCUGGGCCAGGUGGGCGAGGAGGACAAGCUGGAGAACGGGGGACACGGGGGUCUGCUGGAGUCCUUCAAGAGAGCCAUGCGGGUCAGGAGCCACUCCAUGGAGACCAUGGUGGGGUCGCACCGCCACAGGAGCCCCGGGGUUGGAGGAGGGGUCCCAGCCAGCCUCAGCGGUGGAGGACUGCCGCAGAGCACCAGCGAAUGCACAAAGAGCACUUUCACUCCUCCUGCAUUGUCAGCCAAGUCUCCUCUGAAGAGCCCAGUGAAACGGAGGUCUGGACUCUUUCCACGUCUGCACUCCAGCACAGAAAGUCCAUCAGACAAACACUCACGCAGCGACCAGAAGCUGGCAGAGAUGUGCCCACUGUCACAUGAGGUGAGGUCGGAGACGUCUUCCAACCCCAGCUCGCCUGAGAUCUGCACCAACAAAGAGAGACCCUUCAUCAAGCUGAAGGAGUGCAGCAGCAGCAGCAGCAGGCCCAACAUCUCCCGUUCUUCAUCCAGCACCAGCAGCUUCAGCAGCACCACCGGAGAGACAGAAGCUCUGGAGGAACUGGACACAGCCAGCCAUCCAUCCAUAGCCUCUUCCUCUGCCUUCAGCCCUGCCCUCAGUGUCGACAGCCAGGGAUCCGGUACUCCUGUCAUCAUGUGUCGCAGUCCAACAGAUGGGAAAAAUAAGACAUCACCGAGGUCAAACUUGAAGUUCCGCUUUGACAAAAUGAGCCACUCAUCUACGACUUCCGAGUAGCUUUGUGGAGCAGAAAAAACAGACUUGCACAACAAAGGGACAGCGUAGGCUGACGGAGCUGCAACAAUAAAGAAGAACAGAAGAAACAAUCACAACAACCACAGAAUCACUGUAGAACCACUUCCUAA